GUGGGAGAGUUGAGGCAGUGGGAUGGCAGGAUUUGCCCAGCACCAUGGUAAGAGUUGGGAGGCAGAGCUGUGCUUGUGGCUGCAUAACUUUGGGUCUCACUCCUUUGCAGAGCAAAGAGCGACUGCGGCGUGCCGUAAAGAUGCAUGAACUAUUUUUUCAACAAGCCAGCUUGGACAUACCAUGGCCGGCUGUGGCAGCAUGAUGCCUGCUGUGUUAAUUCACCCUUAGGCUUGUGGACAGGAGAGAUGCAGAGAGAUGCGUGCGGGCAGGGGCAUGCGGUGCUGGAGACGGACAGGAGGGAGCUGGCUCCUGCAUGAACCGUGGCGUAAGGAGAGCAAGCGAGGGGCCAAGCCUGGCUGCGGUUCCCCACGCACCUCCCCGACCACCCUCGGCAUCCCCCUGCUUUUAGUGCUGCUGGCCCUUAUCCGGCAGCAGAGGCAAUGGGCUGGAGAGCAGGAAGCACUGUAUCUGGAUGGAGCAUGCAAGCCUCGCACAAAAGAGUUGACGGGGGAUUCCAUAGGUGGCUCAUUUCCAGCUUCCUCCCACCGAUGCCACCACAAGCAGAAGCACUGCCUUCCCAUCCCGCAGUGUGGAACUCUGACCAUCAGCCCUCUGCUUUUCCAUCCGCACACGAAGGGAUCCCAGAUCAUCAUGGACACGACACAGAAGGCAGUGAAACGCCAGGCUAGCUUCUGCAACGCCAUUACCUUCAGCAACAGGCCCAUCGUUAUUUACGAACAAGUCAGGCUUAAGAUCACUAAAAAACAGUGUUGCUGGAGUGGGGCUCUUCGAAUCGGGUUUACUUCCAAGGAUCCAUCAAGGAUUAACCCUGACACCCUGCCGAAGUACGCGUGCCCCGACUUGGUUUCCCAAAGCGGUUUCUGGGCCAAGGCUCUGCCGGAAGAGUUUGCCAACGAGGGGAACAUCAUCGCCUUCUGGGUGGACAAGAAGGGACGGGUUUUCUAUCGGGUGAACGACUCUGCCGCGAUGCUGUUCUUCAGUGGGGUGAGGACAGCAGAGCCCCUCUGGGCUUUGAUCGACGUCUACGGGCUGACCCGCGGGGUGCAGCUCCUAGACAGCGAAAUCAUUCCUCCCGACUGCCUGCGGCCCCGCUCCUUCACUGCCAUCCGCCGGCCCUCGCUGCGGCAGGAGACGGAGGAUGCGCGCCUCUCGGUCAGCCUGUGCGACCUCAACCUGCAGGAGGAGAGCUUCCACGUGACGGCCACCACGUGCCCCAUCCCGCAGAACUCCCUCAACUCCCAGCACUCCCACCUCCUCCCCUCCCAGCUCGAGAGCGACCUCCGCUUCCACCACCUCCGGGGAGCCCACGUCAAAAUCCUCGAUGACCAAACCGUGGCCCGCCUGGAACACGCCCGGGAGGAGAGGACUUUGGUUUUCACCAGCAGACCCCUUCGGAUCAACGAGACCAUUUUCGUCAAGAUUAACAAGUCCAAUGCCGCACGCACGGGGACGCUGUCCUACGGGGUGACGUCCUGCGACCCCAGCACCCUGCGCCCCAGCGACCUCCCCUAUAACCCUGAGUCCCUGGUCGAUCGGAAGGAGUUCUGGGCUGUCUGCCGGGUCCUGGUGUCCCUCCAGAGUGGAGACAUCUUGGGAUUUAUGGUGAAUUUGGACGGCGAGCUGCACCUGAGUCACAACGGUGCCAGCACCGGCAUGCAGGUCUGCGUGGACUCUUCCCAGCCCCUCUGGAUGUUCUUUGGUUUACACGGUGCCGUCAUGCAGAUCCGUUUGUUGGGUUCCACUAUAUUAGCCGAGCGUCUGGGGCCAUCCACACCAAGCUCACCCACGUCAACACCCAAUUCCCCGACCAUCCUCUGCAGUGGUGUCUCUGACCCCAUACUGUCGACAUGUGGCUCUGGCCCACUCUGCAGCUCUAUCAGUGGCACAGCUCCCAACUCUCCUGUCAGCUUGCCUGAGUCACCCAUCUCCCCAUCCAUCUCAGGGCCCUGGGGAGACGAAUGCACCAUCUGCUAUGAGAACAUGGUAGACACGGUCAUUUACUCCUGUGGACACAUGUGUCUCUGCUAUUCAUGUGGGCUGAAGCUCAAGAAGAUGGCCAAUGCUUGCUGUCCCAUUUGCAGACGAGCCAUCAAAGAUAUCAUCAAAACAUACCGCAGCACUUAGAGCAGCAGCAGAUGCUGUGGUGGGACUAGGGAGGUGGAGAGGAGGCUGUGAAAUAACGCAGGUCUCAGUCUCUAUUCAUCACCUGGGAGAUUCAAAAACCAUCGCCCACCACCACCCUGAUCCCCACUUCCAUGGACAACCGAUGACACCAGCUUAGAUGCUGCUCUUCUACCCUCCAAGCAAGCCCUGGGCCUGAACUCCAGUGCAUCAGAGAAAUCACAGUGGACUACUGUCUCCUACAGAUUUUAAAUUUUAUCUCAAAAACAAAACAAAACAAACAAACAAACAACAAAAAAACAAUAGCUGGAGCAAUCAUCCUUUUUCUACACCAUGCACAGUGGAGGGGAAUGUCCAAUGUUUAGCAGGGAGAGCAAGUGGUAAAAGGUUCAGUGCUGCACCUCUCCUUCUGAAGACACGGUGUGUGCAGAGGACACCUUGGCAGAAGAGGAGAAAUAAGCAAUGUGUUUCUGUGUACAACUAGCCUGACCAUAGGAAGCCCAUUAGAAAGUGUGGAGUGAGGCAAAUAUUGACCCAGCAAGGGAGAUGCAGUGAGCACAUUCGCAGUGGAAGGCCUGGAGCCAGUGCAGAAAAAGACCUGGAACUUUUGAAGCAAAAUUCUCCCUGUGGACAUGGGGAGAACAGCACCAUGGCAGUACCUUGAGGGCUGUCCUGCUGUUCCCCAGCAGAGGCGUUCACGGUGGGUUUGGCAGCCAACACUGGCCACCCUCCCUCCCAGCAGCAUCCCGCCACCUCCUGUCGCCAGCCUGUUGCAUGACAAGCAUCUCUCACACCCCAUCACCACCGAGUUGCUGUGGCUUGUCCCAGAUGGUCUCCAUGAAGCUCAAGGGAUCCAACAGCAUCUCUGCCCCCAUGGCCUGCAGGAGAGGGAGAUACACCUCCCUCGCCUUUCCUCCCCUUACCAUCGAGAUAACACUUCUAAAAAAAAAGAGAAAACAAACAAACAAGCCCAGAAACACAUACAAAAACAAACAAAAAAAAAAAACCAACCCCACUGGGGGAGAAUGUAUAAACUACAUGUCUGUGGGUCUCAUUUACUGGUAACUUUAUCACUGUGCUUUAAGACAAAAACAGCCAGGUGGUACUUAGCCAGCCCUUCAACAGCCAGCCCGCCGGCAGGACAUGGCUGUCCUUAGGUGUUAGAAGGGGAAAAAGAAAAUUAUAGCUUGAGGGGUUUAGUUUGCUUCGGUUUAUUUAAAAAGCCCCCCCCCCCCCCCCCCCCGGGCCCAGCUCCCCACUGUGGGUGCCUGUAAUGGCGGCCCCCAUGGCUGCCGUGACAACCACUGCACCAUCAUGGCUGCCAGCCUGGCCCAGAGCUGCUGGACGUUGGGCCCAGCCAGGGCAGCUCUGCUGUAGCUGGUGCUCCCUGUCUCCCCUCUGGCCCCCAUCCUGGUGCCUCCAGGGCUGUGUGGGAGGAAGAGGUGGCACCUGGGCCCAGGAGGGUGGUCAGGGCCGGGGUGCAGCAGAUGCAUUUGCCCUGCCAUGUUGCCCACCAGCCCGGGCUGGGGAAGGGCGUGAGGUUUUACCCAUCCUGCUGAGCCUUCUCCUGGCAUGGCUACCCACAGCCCUGCGUGUAGUGGAGCAGGUGAAGGAGCACCUGCCCACAGGGGCUGCUCCUGAGAGCACCUGGAAAACAUGGCCUUGCUCUGUCCCCUCGAAGAAGUCAAUGAAGAUGCUGAGAGCUGGAGGGCGCAUCUUAGAGCCUUUCUCUAAAGGCACCGCCAUCACUGCAGCCUACUGCAGGGACCUGCAGCCACUCCCUGCCCGCCUGGCGGGCAGUCCGUGACUUGAACGCUGAUACCCUGGUUACAGGGAUUUACGUUAUUUCUUUGCACACUUCUCAUGUCCACCCCUAACCCAGGGGCUCAGCCCUGUGCUCUGGGCUGGCUGUCAAAAGCCCUGGAGCACCCUGGCUCCUGCAUUUGGACCCCUCAGUGAGAGGUUGGAGGAAAGGGUGACAGCUGCCAUGCCAGGAGCACAGCCAGUUUGCAGGCAUGGAGCCAGCCUCCAGGACAGCACAGUGACUGGCAGGCAUGGGGAGCCUGUGUCAGUAGUUAUACAAACACCAGUGCAAAAAUUUCAGAGAGGGAGAACCCAAGGGGUAGGAACGUGUCUUUGGAAUAGUGGAUGUAGGGAAAUGUGCAAUAAGCAGCCUCCCAAGCCUUCACCGUGUCAGUGGGACCAGUUUCCUCCUGUGCAGGGCAAGCCAAUGGGUACAUUUUAUUUUUCAAGAAACUCCAUCCAUGGGUAUCAGUGCAGUGGUGUGAAUUCCCUUUUCACCUUUUGAAUUCAGAGUGUUUUAAUAUAUAACUGUGUUUGUUUUACUGUGGACCAAACUCUAGGAGUUAGCAGAAGCUGAAAGCUCCCCCAGCAUCCAAGCUCAAAAAUUGGGGUUCAGUCCUGCUCCAGUAUCAGCUGGCCUCCAGUUGUGAGCAGGUAGGAGAGCAAGGCUCUCUCCAGGGAGAAAAAAACAGCAAAAGCAGUAACAGUAAGAACAACAGUCCUAACCUUUUGUUUUGUUUGAAUUGUGUAGGUUCCCACGUACCUCUGUGUUCUUGUGUCAUUUGCAUUUCAUCGCUUUACUUUAAAAUGUUUUGUGUUCUGUUUAAAGAGAAGAAUAACUAAUUGUGAAAAAUUGGAUAACUGUGAUUGUGAAUAAAGUUGAUUUAGGCAUCCUGCAGCAGCAUGAGUGACUGAGUAUUUGCCACUUCCGUAAGCGUGGCAAAACAUGACAGGCAGGCAAGAACAAGAGGCUGAGGUAAGAGCAAUGGUGGCAAGAAAGCUGCUUCCUUGUGACCCUCUGCAGUGAGGAAGGACCCCACCACAGCCCUCCCCAUACUUCAGGUAGGGCCAUCCAUCCCCAGGGCUUCCCUGGCCGGUGGCUUGUUGGGCCUGAGCCCAGGGACUGCGCUAGGGGAGGAUGAGGAGGAGGAAGGAUGAGGAAGAGGGGAAAGAUGCUCCUAAAGUCGUACAGGAGUGGCAGAACUGGUGCACCAUCGCCACCUGGUGUUCCGAGCACAGCACUGCACUUGGUAGGCUUUAUCAUUAAUUUUUUAAGGAUUGGUUUUGCUCCUUUUCACAACUACACAUACGUGGGACCAGAGGAAUUAGUCUGGGUACAACAUAGCUCUGAUGGUGGAUCUCAGAGAAAAAUGGGGAAUGAAGGGAACAAUUAAUGGUGGGUUACAAUAUACAAGGGUGUACAUUAGAGUAAUAUGUUGAUUGCAUUGGCCUAGAAAAACCUUUCCAACCCUAAGGAUCAUGCUACACACACACAGAAGGGAAGGCACAGUUCCCAGGCAUGCUCCUCACGCAUCUGUUUGUACUUUAAAGCACCCAGGACUGGGUUCUGCCUUGGUAAUUCCUUGCAACCUUCAGAGAGCUGGGGUGCCCAAGCAGGGCUCCUUGUGCACCACCCACCUAUGUGCCAGCAUGGAGGAGCAUCUCACAAGUGCCAUUAGCAAAUGCUGUGCCUCUGAUGACAGCUGGCCCAUCUCCAGGGACAUCAUUUCUUUGCAAGAUGUUUGUGAAGUGCUGCAGCAGGGAGCAAAGGCAUGCCCCCCUGCUAAAAUGAAGGACACAUGCAGGCAAGCUCAGCCAUCCCCUACUGCAGCAACAAGCAGUUAGUGAGAGCCAACCCCCUCUGCAGCUCUGAUUUGCAAUGUGGAAGCCAGGCACUAGGAAUGACCCUUUUUACCUACAGGUUUGCAAACUGCUAACAGACAAGGAAGCAGACAAUUGUGGACAAUAUUUCAUAGAGGUGUCCCAUAGCUGAGCUGGGGAUUGACGUGCUCGAAAACAGUCUUGUUUAGAAUUACAUCCCUUAUUACAACUCGCCCCACUCUGCAUUCCCUAAUCCCACUGCCCCCUGCAUCUUCAGGGACAUCCCUCAUAAGGAGCAGGGAUCCAUUAGUAGAAGCUCUUUAGUCUCCCUUACUCAUCUGCUUCCCAUAGCAGGAAAUUUCUACCUAUUAUUUGGGCCUCCAAACCCAGCAAGGAGCCAGCAGGGCCCAGCACAGGACCCAGCAACCUUGCAGGAUCAAAUCUUAAAAUCUCAUGUUCAACCGCAGCCUGCUCUGCAACCUGCACGCAGAGGUGUUUAAGAACUCAUCCCAACUUGCUCAGCAACCCUUUUAUCACAGAAGGGCCACCCAAGCAAAAGAAUGCUUCCCUUCUUAUUUUGGAUCUGAUGCCAGCAGAUCCAAAAGCCACACUGAAGUGUAUCUUAAGACCUUGCUCAACACGUACAAAGGGUCUUUGUGUUUGAGGGCAGCAGUCCAUAAAACUUUGUGGAUUAGGAGACAAAAAUACAGGUACAGUAACAACUCAGAGCCAGGGGACAAGAGAAGAUCCUUUAUCCAUUUAAGCCUGAGCUGAAAUUUGCAAUUGCAUAUACAUGUAAGUCACAAGUUAUUUUGGGAAAGUUAAAUUUAGUGGUUUGACAAACCGAGCGGAAUUAAAAACACUAUUGAAAAAGUUGAAAAAAAUGAAAUAAACCAACUGGAUCACAAUUAAAAAGGUCAAAAAUUUAUUUUUCCUUAGGGCAUAAGAGGCAAUGUAAACAAAAUACAAAAAAAUCACAAGUCAAUUCUUACAGUCUGCAAGCAUUUGAAGAUAGAGUACCCUUUCCCCACCUCCCCCCAGAACACUGCAAGCCUGCUCAAAUGUUAUCAAGCAACAAUUCUGGACCCUGAAGGUCUAGUGAAUUUUGCCAAAUCCCAAACAGGGAGUAAGCUUCUCAUGUAAGAAGGACACUGCAUCUGUUUUUAUCAAACACUUCAAAAAAAAAAGUCCAACAAAAUAUAAAUAUUACAGAUGAAGAUCAGAUUUAGCACCACCUUUGGUCCAAGCAAUCAAUGAACUGGGAGAUGACAGGUACAGUCUGUUUAGCAAGUCCUUUCUGCCUGAGUCUUUGAAAACAGAGGUUCACAUUGUAAGAACUUGUAAUAACGCUGCGAAAACAGCCCUCAAACUCUGGCCGUCCCUCGCAACCUCCGCUGGUCCUGCACACAUGGGAGGUGAGCAUCGCUGUGGAGCAGCGCUCACUGCUGCAAACACCCCUCAAAGCACUCGGCAGAGCUGAGCUUGGCUCUGUUGGAUGGGGCAAAUGUGCCAAUGGCCUGAUCCUGCGCUGGCAUGGCAGAGCACUGGCUUUGGGCACAGCUGAAGAGCAGGAAGGGCAGGGUGAUGGUGUGCACCCAGAGUUGCCCUUUCCACUAGCAUUUACCACCCUCCAAAGCCCAGGCCAGCACCUGCGUGCUGUCAGGUGUGUGAUGGCAGAUGCCUUGAGAGGAGCUAAAGCUGCCUAAACACAUGUUAUUGUGGUGUGUGUGGAACACACGGAUAGGGAGCGCUUAUCAAGCAUAAUUUAUUCCAGGCCCUUUUUAGGCUGAUCUUUGCCAAUAUACACACGUACACCACAGAUGUAUAGCUAUGCAUUUUUGCAGGUGUCUACACUCAGCUGCUGUGCCACACCACUAGCAUCAGCCAGGAUACACUCAUGAGGACCUGUGACAAUCCUAGGAAAAAAAAAAUUAAAUCCAUAAAGCACCUGACAGUAUUUUAAGUUUAUUGUAACUCCCUGCUCUACAAGUGUACAGAACCUCAAAUUGUCUCUUUUCCUCCAGAACUUUUUGAGCGGUCCUGAAUAACCAUUAUUAGACACUGUUCACCUCCAAGCUGUAACAAAUGCCUGAAGAGGGAUGCUGAGAUCUACCUUCAGAGACAAAAAUCUCAAGUUCUUGCUUUGCAUCUUCACAAGCACAAUUGCCUGAGAAGUUUUCUCAUUCUCCAUUGAGUGACCCAUACAGAGUUCUCACCUCUACAGACACAGACGUGAUUAAAAUCCCACCCCCAAACAUUUGUUUUUACUUCAUGGCUUCAGCACAUGCUGCUCUAGGGGAAAAAAAAAAAAAACAACAACCACAAAACAAAAAAAGAAACAAAUAAACCACACACAAAUUCCAUUGCUUUACAUUGCAUUGUGGUUCUCUGAACAAGCAAACACAAUGGCCAAAGCAUACGGCCAUUAGGCAGUCAUAGAAAUGAGGGCAGCACCCUGAAUGCAGCCCCUGUCCCAACCAGGGCAGCAGAGCCAUCUUCCAACUCCCCCCGCCUGUGACGUGAGCAGACACAGGCUGGAUCUGGUGAUCAAACACUCAUUUACUGCACUUGGCCUACGACAUGACCACAAGGACAGCUCUGAAACCAGCCCUGGACUGGGCACUAAAAUCAAGUCAAGUCUGCAAGUCUGGGAAGUCUAGGGGGAAGGUAAUGGUUUGCACAACUAUUGCCCUCCACCCCCCCCGACAAAUCUAGAGCAACAAAAAAAAAUUGUGCUAUGGUCAUUUCAUUAAUCUAGACUAGGACGGAGAUGCACUUCUAUUGUCCCAGUCCCAGAAGCAGGCCCACAGUACCAUAUGUAUCAGCUACAGGUCCCCAAAUGAUCUAAAAGCUUGAGAGACUUUUCUAUGGAUCACUUGGCGCAAAGGAGAGCUGUAUUUUCUGCACUGAGGAUGUAACUCUUGUGUUGGCCUGUAAAGAAGUCAUUCAUCUUUGCUAGCUAGAAAUCUAAUCCGCAUUGAAUCUACCAAGUUUACGUGCAGACUCGGGGACUGGUCACAAGAAGGUCUUCUGCUUUGUGCCAGUUCAGACUGAUGGGUGCAUUUUGUCCCUCGUUAAUGAUAUAACUCAUACCACCGGUGGCAAAAGGUACCGUUGCUUAAGUGCCAUUUUUCUGGUUUUCAGUUUUGACUGGAAUGAUUGAGAAAAGCAAUAUUUUUCUAUCAUGCACCUGAUUUGCUUUUCUAGGAAAGCAUCUCAGAGACCCAAAUACAUUUGGACCUUAGCAGGAGCUCUUCACUGUACAAACAGUUUUAUCCAACUGGUCACCUCAAGUUCAUUAAACAAAAAUUGGACAAUCCAUGGGGCUGCAGUACUUAGUUCUGCUUCUAGCUCUACAUUUGCUAUAGGUACAUUAAUGGUUGAUGCCAGAAAUGUCAAAAUACCUGCCAGCUCUGAAAGAAAUGAUACUUGGCCAAAACCUCAAACAUCUGCACUAUGACCAAUAUUCACUCCACUGCCUUCAAUGAAACUAGAUUAGAGGCCACAAGCAAAUAUGGUCCAAAGAUGUUA
Cygnus olor (mute swan) is the source of this 9298-nucleotide messenger RNA. It is a transcript of the gene NEURL1, whose product is annotated as neuralized E3 ubiquitin protein ligase 1. The transcript has 6 exons. Bases 257 to 2146 code for a protein of 629 amino acids. Gene Ontology annotation, biological process: nervous system development; negative regulation of Notch signaling pathway. Gene Ontology annotation, cellular component: plasma membrane; postsynaptic density. Lineage: Eukaryota; Metazoa; Chordata; Aves; Anseriformes; Anatidae. The record is from RefSeq and is a predicted model, not a curated record. Gene Ontology annotation, molecular function: ubiquitin protein ligase activity.